AUGUGCAGAUUUAUUUUUUAUCUAAGUUUAUGCGUUUCUCUUAUCGAUUGUGUCGAAUGGUCGCUCUCCAUUCUACGUGACAUUGGCGAAGUAAUCUGUCCUCAACUGGCACGCUUUGAAGCCAUUAACAAGAUAAUUCAGUUGGAUUAUGACAGUGACAGGAAUAGAGAUUGUGACUCCUCCUGCGCAGAUAGUUUAGUCGUAGCUGAAAUCAUUACCGCCCUCAGAGAGCAUUGGGAUGAAGCUAAUGCUCGCGUUCUACAGCGUAAAGCACAGCUUGAUGCUAUGCUGGGCGAUUCUCAGCGAUACGAAGCGAGACGGCGCGAUGCAGACGCGUGGCUAUCCCGUAUGGAAACCAGGCUAGCUGGUAUGACACCCCCAGGCCAUACAGCUGAUGUCCUUGAAAUGCAGCUGAGAGAGCAAAAGUCAUUCCACGCUGAAGUACACCAAUAUAAGCAUCAGAUCGAACUUUUCGGUCAACUCACGCAACGCCUGAUCGCCGUAUAUCGUAAUGAUGAUACCACCCGCAUCAAACGCGCCACUGAGUCCAUCAACCAUCGGUACAACGAAUUGAAUAACAGUAUCAUCGCUCGUGGAAAAGCGCUACAUUCCGCAGUUUCAUCGCUGCAAAACUUCGAUCGUUCUUUGGAGAAGUUCGUGGCUUGGCUAAGUGAAGCGGAGUCAUUGCUGGACGCGGCAGAGAGAGAUCCUCAUCUGUUAAAGAGGUCAGUCGCCAAGGAUUUAACUUUACCGUUUCAUUUAAAACUACAUUUAACUCUUAAUCAUGCUCUCCACGAACUGCCCUUCUGUAACGCGGAUUCAUUAAUCGUUGGUUUGCUU
This is a messenger RNA of Brenthis ino (lesser marbled fritillary), 840 nucleotides long. Lineage: Eukaryota; Metazoa; Arthropoda; Insecta; Lepidoptera; Nymphalidae. The record is from the annotation of a GenBank genome assembly.